Molecule: messenger RNA, 1447 nt
Organism: Jatropha curcas
Lineage: Eukaryota; Viridiplantae; Streptophyta; Magnoliopsida; Malpighiales; Euphorbiaceae
Source: RefSeq, a predicted model, not a curated record
UUGAGAGUAUCAAUCAACUGUUUACUCGGAAAUAGGGCAUAUUUCAUCAAUGCUUCUAUCUCUUUCUCUCUUUUAUUUUUGACACUAUUUCUAAAAUCUGAAAAUAACAGACAUGAAAAGCCAACUAUCUUCAAGCGAUGACGAUGAAGUUGACGCGUACCCAUCAUCACCUUUGGUGACGAGUUGUUGGUGGAGAUCAGCUGCUAAGUUUGAAGAAUGUGCAAGGCUUAAGCAUGGCUUUCCAAAUAUUUCAAGUCUGACUCCAAGACUUAGACUUUUUAGGGAGCUUGAAAGAUUAGCUUUAAUUGCACAUGAAGGACUUAAUGAGCUACGUUACAAAUUACAAAUCUAUCGGUCCGGUGAUUAUUGGGUACCUACUGGAGGAUUAAAGAAAGAAGAAAUGGAUAUUCCUCCGAUUGUUACAAUUCUUUUGGUGGGUUUCUCUUCUUCUGGAAAGAGCUCACUUGUUAACCUAAUGUACAGUGUUCUUGGUCGAACCGGACUCGUUCUUUUCGCUCAAACAAAGUCAGGAAGUGGUAAAAAGAACUAUACGACAAUGUUCAUGGAAGAGCACAAUGUAUUAAGAUCAAUAAAAAGUGGGUUUUGCGUUUAUGAUUCAAGAGGGUUUAAUUAUGACAAAGUAGGAGAGGCUUUAGAAGAAUUGUCAAGUUGGAUGAGUGAUGGAGUGCACCAUAACCAGCUAUGCUUGAGAUCAGGAGAUCAUAAUGUUUUGCUAAAAGAUAUUGAUGCAGAACAAUUAUCUUCUAGAAAUUCUUCAAAGUUUAUACAGAGAAGAGUAAAUUGUGCAAUGGUGGUGGUUAACGUAGCUGAAGUUUAUAAAGCUCUAAAAGCUGGUGAUUCCAAGCCUUUAGAGGCUACAAAAGAACUCUUUUGCUCCUCUGCUUUGAGAAACUGCAAUGAGAAUCCCAUCUUGAUCUUGACACACGGCGACUUAUUAACAAGUGAGGAGAGAAUUGAAGGCAGGCUAAAGAUAUGUGAAAGUUUAGGCAUAUCAGAGACAAAUGGGAUAUACGAUGUCGUUUGCCUUACAGAAUAUGGAUUUUUAGCAGAAGAAUCUGACCCUGUUAGUGCUUACAAUGUAGCUGAAGCAGUAUAUAGGGCAUUGCUCAUUUCUGACAGGGAACACUUGCCAAAGAAAACUUUGCAAGACUGGACGCUCUUCAUAUUAUCAUGGCUAAUGUCUCUCAUGGCUAUUUUUUUCGCUUUUCUUGCUCAAAUUUGCUCUGCACUUGGACAUAGCAACAAGCUGAAGCGUUAAAAUUUAAAGAGAAGGAGAUUAGGAAAUACAUACAUAUAUAUUUUCUGUAUAUUAUAUUGUUAUGUGUUGUUUAGCUUAUAAUGACAAUUUUAGUUAGGCUAACUGAAUAUCUGUUUAAUCUCAAAUUAGUUUAGUUUUAUAAUCUAUAUAUUAGCUAGGGUUUUCAGA